AUGGUCUCGUACAAGGAAAUACAAGCAUCCAAUGCACUCAUCAACGAUACGACGGCGCCACAAGUCGCCGUCUUCGUUGGCGGGACGUCAGGCAUCGGAAAGUACACGAUCAAGGCGUUGGUCGCUACGGGUGCAAGCGUCAGAAUCUAUCUAGUCGGCCGCAAGAGCUCUUAUGAGCGUAUGCAGACCUUUAUCCAGGAGCUGCAGGCCAUCAACUCCAAGGCAGAAGUCGUCUGGACCGAAGGUGAGAUCGCGCUCCUCGCAGAAACCAAGAGAGUGUGCGAUGUCAUCAAGAGCAAGGAGUCCCGGCUCGACUUGCUAUUCCUCACUGCGGGCUACGCGCCCUUCGGCGGUCGCAAGGAAACCACCGAGGGCAUAGAAACCUCCCAGAGCCUAGAAUACUACUCACGAAUACUUUUUGCACUCCACCUGCUCCCUCUCUUAAACAAAGCAGAGGCCCCCCGAGUCGUCAGCGUUUUGGCUGGUGGGCUGGAGAAAACCAGCAUCGACGUGGACGACUUGGACCUCAAGAAGCCUGGUAACUUUGGCAGCGUUAAGGCUCAGAUCCAGUACGGAACUAUGAACACCAUGGGCUGGGAGAAACUCGCUCAAGGAAACCCCAGCGUGACCUUCAUCCACUCCUGGCCCGGCUGGGUUAAUACAGAAAACGCGAGGAGGGGCUUGGAGCCGAAUUCGGUCAUGGCCUGGGUUGUCCGGAUCAUACUCGAGCCUCUCAUCAACGUAUUCAGUUUUAGUGAUGACGAGUCCGGACAGAGACAUCUGUUCCAGUGCACGAGUGCAGCCUUUGGCGGCCGUGGUGUUCCAUGGCAGGGCAAGCCGGGUAUCAAUUCAUUGGAGAAGCAAGAAGAUGGACUGUUCCUCGUCAACUACAAAUGUGGCUGCACCCCGAAUGCAAAAUCUAUGACUGUACUUCGAGAGAAGGCGAUGGAAAAGGUUUGGGACCAUACUCAGGAAGUCCUUCAACCCUAUAUGUAG
Microsporum canis CBS 113480 is the source of this 996-nucleotide messenger RNA. RefSeq lists its product as hypothetical. The record is from RefSeq and is a predicted model, not a curated record. The coding region runs from base 1 to 996 and encodes 331 amino acids. Gene Ontology annotation, biological process: secondary metabolic process. The transcript has a single exon. NCBI's taxonomy places the organism in Eukaryota, Fungi, Ascomycota, Eurotiomycetes, Onygenales, Arthrodermataceae.